Messenger RNA from Chilo suppressalis (striped riceborer), 417 nucleotides. The record is from the annotation of a GenBank genome assembly. NCBI's taxonomy places the organism in Eukaryota, Metazoa, Arthropoda, Insecta, Lepidoptera, Crambidae.
CUGAAACGAUCUCGGGUGGAAGAGAAGAAAUUGCCGCUUGUUUUGCUGUAAUUCCACUCCAAUAGCAUAUCAAUUUUGUUUGUAUUCACAAGAAAAUGUUAUUCUACUCAUUCUUCAAGUCGUUAGUUGGCAAAGACGUGGUUGUGGAGCUUAAAAAUGAUCUAAGCAUAUGCGGCACUCUCCAUUCGGUGGAUCAGUAUCUGAACAUAAAAUUAUCAGACAUAAGCGUAAUAGAUCCUGAUAAAUAUCCUCAUAUGCUGUCUGUGAAGAACUGUUUCAUUCGUGGAUCUGUUGUUCGGUACGUGCAGCUGCCAGCAGACGAGGUGGACACACAGCUUCUUCAAGAUGCCGCCAGAAAAGAAGCCACAGUUUCCACAAGAUAAACAUAACCUCAAAUUAUUGAUGAAAUUGUUUUCU